This is a messenger RNA of Maniola jurtina (meadow brown), 2984 nucleotides long. RefSeq lists its product as uncharacterized. The coding region runs from base 284 to 2788 and encodes 834 amino acids. Lineage: Eukaryota; Metazoa; Arthropoda; Insecta; Lepidoptera; Nymphalidae. The transcript has 16 exons. Gene Ontology annotation, biological process: response to pheromone; G protein-coupled receptor signaling pathway. The record is from RefSeq and is a predicted model, not a curated record.
AAACCUUGCGUGCGAUGUGUUUCGCUAAAUUUUUAAUCAAACAAAUGAACGCGGCGGAUAUAAGGACGCGUUUCCAUGGAAACAUAAUUCACAACAAAAUGUGGCUUCAAAACAAUUAGGACAUUAACUAAGUAUAAAUCUAAUAAAAAUGCAAGUUUACUCAGAUUUUUGUAUAACAACUUGAUUUAUAGUGCAAAAAACGUGGUCUAUCCUGAAACUUUCAUAAAAAUUCUCAAAAGGCGUCAUCCAUGAGUCCCUAAUUAUUAUAGAAUGUUUAAUCAAUAUGGUCCUGACAACAGUGUACUUGGUCCUGAUGGGGUGUCCCAUGGUUUGGGGGAAGUGGGUAGAAGGGAGGUUGGAUUCGAAAGAGAACUGGGCAUUCCUAUCACGUUUCUGCUUUCUAUCUCUGGAUGGACAGUUUGAAUAUUUGAUAGAGUUCGAAAGGGACAUAGGCACACCAAACUUACUGUUAUACUAUGACGAGGAAAGCCAGUGGCCGUCCGUUUAUCACAGUACUAAGACUUGUAAGGAACGUGAGGCUGUGCUGAAUAAAGCUGGGCAGAACCAAAUUAUUAAACUUUCCCACUGGUAUCCAGAUACAGAAUAUUCCGGUUGCAUCCUUACACAGGCUAAUAAAGAAUUGCCAGCUGCAAAAAGUUCAACUACGCUCAGCCCUAAGCCUACACGAAAAAGUAUAAUUUCAACGACAAAAACCAAGAAUAACAAUACGUCAAACAUUACGAAAUUCGAGUUGCCAUUAGAUCCAACGUAUUAUGAUCAGUUCCUAAAACCUACGACACCAAAAUCUAAAGAUAGUACUAUUGUUGAUACGAACUCUACUACUUGGUAUGAGUUAUUACCAACGGACGACUUCGCUACCACAACUGCGUUACCUGAAGAUGAAUUGUGGGAGAGCAUUGGUCCGGAAAACAACGGCAGUUUGUUUGAAAAUCUAAAGGAUGUAGAAAUAAUGUUCGACAACCAUAACAGCAGUGGGCAUAAAAUAAAGCGUUCCACUUCCGAACUUUAUGAACGUUUUCGGCGUCGACGACUUUACUCGGAGACUAAUCAUAAUGGGCCGAGCAAUAAGAAUGAAAAGAUGGAGAGAUUCAUCGUUUCGUGUCACAAUUCACGACGAUUCCGUUCUGCAAGAGAGCGAUGGUGGUUCAUAGCCAUCAGUAAUUGUGAUAGUCCCAAGGGUCUCGAUAUCCGUUACAAAUUUUUAAUGACAAAUGGUCCAUCUGGAGAUUUUUGGCACGAACAUUUCUCUGCAGACGAAUUUUAUGUCCUUCCAAUUCUAUUGGCAUACACCUUCGCUUACGUUAUAGUAAUGGUUGCUGUAGUGAUGUGUAGUGUCGAACUGAAAGCUCGACACCUCUUACACUCUACAUACAAACUGUUCUUGAUGUCGAUAGUGGCGCAACACUGCGGUGUGAUGUUGCAGAGUUUAGCUUGCAUCAGAUACGCCUAUAAUGGCGUUGGGAGUUAUACUGCUAGAACUACAGGUCAGUUUCUUUGCGGGGUCUCCGAAACUCUGUUCCUGCUACUUCUUAUUUUGCUGGCAAAAGGCUACACUAUUACACGCGGUCGCCUAAAAGUUGGAUUCACAGUUAAAUUGACAGUCUUUAUGUGCUGUUAUAUCGUCACCUACAUCAUACUAUUUGUCUAUCAGGCUAGGGCAUUUGAUCCUGGUGAAGUCCUAUAUUUAUACGAGAGUCCAGCAGGAUAUGGACUGAUUGUUUUGAGAAUAGCUGCAUGGUGUGCAUACGCGUAUGCUACCUUCUUCACAGUUAGGAAGUAUCCAGAAAAGAACACGUUCUAUUGUCCAUUUUUCAUUUGCGGUACGCUGUGGUUCUAUGCAGGACCUCUUUUUAUACUAACUGCUAAUUCUUAUAUAGAUAAAUGGGUCCGAGAAAGUGUUGUCACAGCAGUGCUGCUAUUUAUUACAUUCUGUGGUCACAUAAUGUUUUUGUUGUUAACACUGCCAGUUUUUGCAAACAAAAAUUUCCCGUAUCAUGUUCGAACGACACAGAUUGGAGUUAUGGAGGUGACCCGCAGUUCGACGUUGGAUAGAUUCGGGCCUAACGCAUAUCACCCAAGUGAAGGAGCGGCCCAAACGGUUAUCAUACCUCUUACCAGAAGAACAGAAGAGCUAAUAGGUAACAUGUACAACCAAUACAUGGCGACAGCGCCCCCGCUUUCCUUGGAGAACGAAACGCCGAAACUAAACGGAACCCUAAAAAGGAUGGACUCCAUGCAAUCUCGAAACAAUCUCUUACCCCAAACCAGCACCGAAACGAACACCUCCGACGAUAUAAACCCAUCGAUAAAGGAAGAAAAAGAAGUUUUCACCGUCGAAAAUCAAAUGGCAAAGUUGGAAACACGGCAAAAUUCAAACCAGAUGGCGAAAUUAGAACGACAAAAUUCUAAAGAAUCAGUGUUGCCAGUUAAUGAAAUACUGCCAUCUAUGGGGAGUUUGGAAAGCGAUAAAUUGGACUUACCCCAAGUUUUGAGAUCGAGACGGAAUAUUCUAGAGCCUAUUAACAGGGACGUUCCUUCGUGGUCGCUGGCUAAAGGACCUUGUGUUGUUGCGAUGCAGCUGAAGAAGUCGCAAAGUAUAGGUGAUGAAGAUUCUUUGGAACCGCCAGCUAUACUACCCUUGAACGGCAAGAAAGCACCGGUCCGGCAACAGUCAACUUCUGGGGAAAUGAGCACCAUACACGAGGGACGAGAGAAGACCUAUGUCCGAACACCCACUGACAUAUUCACUGUGCCUGCUAGGGGGUGACAGGGACACCAAUACUAAUAUUGUAAAUGCGAACGUGUGUCUGUCUGCCUUUCAUACCUAUCCUUAUAUCCGACUAUCUGAUGACUUGAGAACUCUUUGAUUUAUUUAUUUAUUUUAUUUUAAUGGAGACACAGUAUAAAAACUAGAUAUAAAGAUAUACCGAGAUAAAAAGUAACCUAUGUCACUCUCCAAGUCU